AUGCAACAACUUUAACUGUACACCACACCACACCACACAGUACACACAGAACUACAACAAUGGCGGCAUCGACCAAACCGGUUAUGAUCGUGGGAGUCGACGAGAGCGAGCACAGUUUUUACGCUCUGGAAUGGACACUGGAUCACUUCUUAGUUCCCUCUGCACCAAAUCCUCCCUUUAACCUCAUUAUUGUUCACUCCAAACCUAUUCCGGUUUCUUCCAUGGGCUUCACCGUUCCAGGUGUGGAUAUUAUGUCACAUGUGGAUGCGGAUCUGAAGAAGAUUGCUAAUCGGGUUGUGGAAAAGGCGAAGGAGCUUUGUGUUUCAAAAUCGGUGACUGAUGCAACAAUAGAGAUUGUGGAAGGUGAUGCUAGAAAUGUUUUAUGUGAUGCUGUUGAGAGGCACCAUGCUACCAUAUUGGCUGUUGGUAGCCAUGGUCAUGGAGCAAUUAAGAGGGCGGUUUUGGGAAGUGUAAGCGAUUACGUUAGCCACCAUGCUCACUGCACCGUGAUGAUCGUAAAGAAGCCAAAAGGCAAACACGAAGGCGCACAUCAUUAGUGGUUGAUCGUUUGCUAUGAAAACUCGACACUUGUUGAACUUCCUUCGUCUAUGUAACUUCAUAUUGUAAUUUGUGUGUUUUGUUUUAAACAAAUAAAUGGCUCAUAAGCAUCUUUGUAUUUCCACAAUGACUGAAGGAAUUGAAAUAUUCUUAAUUUUUGGGUA
Messenger RNA from Helianthus annuus (common sunflower), 722 nucleotides. RefSeq lists its product as uncharacterized. Lineage: Eukaryota; Viridiplantae; Streptophyta; Magnoliopsida; Asterales; Asteraceae. The transcript has 4 exons. The coding region runs from base 60 to 557 and encodes 165 amino acids. The record is from RefSeq and is a predicted model, not a curated record.